Messenger RNA from Metschnikowia bicuspidata var. bicuspidata NRRL YB-4993, 1899 nucleotides. RefSeq names its product serine/threonine protein kinase (gene SCH9). Gene Ontology annotation, biological process: protein phosphorylation. Lineage: Eukaryota; Fungi; Ascomycota; Pichiomycetes; Serinales; Metschnikowiaceae. The record is from RefSeq and is a predicted model, not a curated record. The annotation marks the transcript as partial. Gene Ontology annotation, molecular function: protein serine/threonine kinase activity; ATP binding. The transcript is spliced from 2 exons.
CGGCUCCUCCCCAAGCGCCUCGCGUCAGCGCCCACCACCGCCGUGUCCGACCAGUCCAUGGCCUACGGCACCACCGCCGGCUCGCAGCACGGCGUGGGCGCCAGCCCCCCGCUGUCGCUGCAGCUGUCCGGGUCGCUGGCGCAGCCCGUCAUCAUCACCACCGACGAGAAGGGCCACGCCACGCACGCGCACGCGUCGCUGCAGCCCAAGGGCAAGCUCAAGGUCAGCAUCGUCGGCGCGCGCGGGUUGCUCGUGGCCGGGUGCUCGCAGCCGUACGUGGUGUCGACGUACGAGAGCCUGGAGUUCGUCAACAACGCGCCGGCGGCGGCGGGCCGGUCGCCCGCGGCACGGCCCGGCGUGCCCAUGGGCGUGCGCGCGGGGCUCCAGCGGCAGGCGUCGCAGCUCGAGCCCGCGGCCGCGGCCGGCUGCAGCAGCCCCACGUGGAACCACGAGGCCGUGUUCGACGUGGUGGGCACGCGCUCGCAGUUGGAGAUCUCCGUGUACGACGCGGCGCGCGACGACGCGUUCCUCGGGCAGGUGCGGCUCUGCCCGGACACGGCGCCCGCGCGCUCGGGCGAGGCCGUGGCGCCGCAGUGGGUGCCGUUGCGGGCCCGCGUGGUGGGCGAGCGUGUGGCCGGCGCGCUCCAGGUGCGCUGGGUGUUCUGGCACAACGACGCGCAGAAGGCGUACGGCCCGGGCGACUUCGACGUGUUGCGGUUGUUGGGCAAGGGCACGUUCGGGCAGGUGUACCAGGUGCGCAACCGCGACAACGGGCGCAUCUACGCCAUGAAGAUCUUGUCCAAGAAGCUCAUUGUCAAGAAGAAGGAGAUCGCGCACACCAUCGGCGAGCGCAACAUCUUGGUGCGCACGUCUGCGGCCGCGUCGCCGUUCAUCGUGGGGCUCAAGUUCUCGUUCCAGACGGAGGCGGACUUGUACUUGGUCACGGACUACAUGUCUGGCGGCGAGUUGUUCUGGCACUUGCAGAAGGAGGGCCGCUUCGGCGAGGAGCGCGCCAAGUUCUACAUCGCGGAGUUGGUGUUGGCGCUCGAGCACUUGCACGACAACGACAUCGUGUACCGCGACUUGAAGCCCGAGAACAUUCUCUUGGACGCCAACGGCCACAUCGCGUUGUGCGACUUCGGCUUGUCCAAGGCCAACUUGAACAACGACGGCACCACCAACACCUUCUGCGGCACCACCGAGUACCUCGCGCCCGAGGUGCUCCUCGACGAGUCCGGCUACACCAAGAUGGUGGACUUCUGGUCCUUGGGCGUCUUGAUCUUCGAGAUGUGCUGCGGCUGGUCGCCCUUCUACGCCGACAACACCCAGCAGAUGUACAAGAACAUCGCCUUCGGCAAGGUGCGCUUCCCCAAGGAGGUCUUGUCGCCGGAGGGCCGCUCCUUCGUCAAGGGCUUGCUCAACCGCAACCCCAAGCACCGCCUCGGCGCCGUGCGCGACGCGCGCGAGUUGAAGGACCACGCGUUCUUCCAGGACGUGGACUGGGCGCUUCUCCGCGCCAAGAACAUCCCGCCGCCGUUCAAGCCGCACUUGGCCAGCGAGACCGACACCUCCAACUUCGACCCGGAGUUCACCAGCGAGUCCACGUCCGUGCUCAAGAAGCAGCUCGACAUGGGCUCCACGCCGCUCUCGCCGGGCAUCCAGGCCAACUUCAAGGGCUUCACCUACGUGGACGCGUCCGCCAUCGACGAGCACUUCAGCAGGCUGCACCGCUACAACGCGUUCCGCAGCCCGGCGUCCUUCAUCCCGGGCAACCCGAACCUCCCGCCAGACGACGAGGUCAUCGAGGACCAGGACGACGACGACAAGGACGACAUGGACAUUGACCACGACCACCACCUCGAGAGCGAGGAGUUUGUCAACGGGCGCUUCGACCUCUGA